Messenger RNA from Malassezia sympodialis ATCC 42132, 918 nucleotides. RefSeq lists its product as uncharacterized. Bases 1 to 918 code for a protein of 305 amino acids. NCBI's taxonomy places the organism in Eukaryota, Fungi, Basidiomycota, Malasseziomycetes, Malasseziales, Malasseziaceae. Gene Ontology annotation, biological process: replication fork processing; mitotic intra-S DNA damage checkpoint signaling; resolution of meiotic recombination intermediates. Gene Ontology annotation, cellular component: Holliday junction resolvase complex; nucleus. The transcript is spliced from 2 exons. The record is from RefSeq and is a predicted model, not a curated record. Gene Ontology annotation, molecular function: crossover junction DNA endonuclease activity; DNA binding.
AUGCGUGAUCUCAUCAUGCAGUGGGACACGAGCCUGUUUGCUCCGAACACAGGCUUGCUUCACAAAGUUCAUGACACUGUAAAUGAGCGACUCACGUCGGAAAUGGUGACUAUUGAGCCGCGUGAGCCUUCUCUGGCAGAUCAGUUGCAUCCUGACCGUUUCGGGACUGUGCGCUUCAAGCGAAAAGUGCGCUCACGUUAUGACCCCGUGCAAAAGUGGUGGGAACCGCUAGCCGAGGAAAUUUGUAUUUCAGAGCCGACACUGGUUAUGGUAGCCGGGGGUGAGCAGGUUCUUCGCGCUGUGGAAGAUGGAUCCUUGGCGGAUCGAAUCUCCACGAAUGUGCCGGACCACCCUCAGACGCAGCGCCUGCUUCUGAUCAUUGGACUCGAUACCCACCUUCGACAUUUGCGAAACCAAGCCAACCGUGCCUUUGCGGCAGGUGUGCGACAGCAGAUCCAAGGGCAAGGCAUGGCUACAGUGAUAAAGCAUCAUGAGCAGGCGGGUGAAAAAGUCGAGCGAGCACUAUUGCAGCUGCAGCUGCAGCAUCGAUGUCAUGUGGUCCGAGCCGUCACAGUCGACGAAGCGGCUGAAUGGCUGUAUGCGAUUGCUAGUGAUGUCUCGUUCCGACCCUACAACGAUGCUGGAGGAAAUUGUACGCACAUCCUACUGACCCAGCCGCGGUGUACCCCCAAUGUAUCGUCCGCCAUUGUGCACCGCUACCCUUCGCUGCGUUUGUUGCUUGAUGCAUUUGAUGCAUGUGUCCCUGAGGAAGCCCCACAGUUACUGGCCUCUUUGGUGUGUGAUGGCCGCACGCAGCGGUCGCUGGGUCUGCAGCUAUCUCGGCGUAUGUACAUGAAACUGAUGACAGGUAUCUAUGCGGUAUUUUCGAGUCAGGACGCUAAAGCGUCUCUGGAGUAG